Messenger RNA from Guillardia theta CCMP2712, 1257 nucleotides. RefSeq lists its product as hypothetical. Gene Ontology annotation, cellular component: plasma membrane. The transcript has 17 exons. The coding region runs from base 1 to 1257 and encodes 418 amino acids. NCBI's taxonomy places the organism in Eukaryota, Cryptophyceae, Pyrenomonadales, Geminigeraceae. The record is from RefSeq and is a predicted model, not a curated record.
AUGCCGGGGCUGAUGUGGCAGGCGAUGCCAUGGCGGGGGCUCGAGAGGCAGCAGGUGAAGGUCUCGCAACUCUCAGAGUCCACCACCGUGACGACCGUCCAAUGGCCCGUCUGCUUGCGGGAAGAAGCAGCGCUCUUAGGAAGCUUCUGCGUCGCUCCAACUACCAACAACUUACCAGGGAACCAGGACGAUCAGCUUCCUCGCCUCUCAUUUCAGGUCGAACCGCAGAUACCCUCCCACGCCACUGUGUUCCUCCUCAGCGAUGAGAACGAUGCCUUUCAGCGUCUGUUCCUUUGGGGAGGCAGAGGGAAUGUUAGUGCGGGUUGCGAGCACUUGAUGGAAGCAAGCAAGGCAACCGUCUUUGCAGAUGCGACGAGUGGACAUGUCAAUGGAGCUCGAUCUCUGACUGGAAGCCGCUACCAUCAAUGGUAUGCCAUCGCGGUCGAUUGCUCGAGGCCAAGACCCUCAUGCCCCAACAUCACCAUGAUGUGUAGGAAUCUUGCGAUGGGCAGUGCAGGUAUAGCAGCGAUACUCAAGGAAACGUUUCAUAAAACGCUUGAGCAUUUGGGAGUUUCCAACCCUCUUCACGUCGUCGGUCUCUCUCCCUUCAGCAUCGUCAUCCUCUAUACUUGCGCUCUGGCGAUGGUUCUGUGCGCCAUUUUGCUAGGAAGCAUGUCGCGAAUAGAGCAGGACCAGGGGAAGAAGCUGGUUUACCUACGAAGCUGCUUUGCUCUUUUGGUGGCUGGCUUCAGCUACCUCUGCAUGUCGACUGGAAACGGGAUUUCCUUCCUCAAGCCCAUAGGAGGAACCGGCCCCGCUACAUCAUGGGCAUUCAGCUCGACCAGACUUGAAGUUGCAGAAGAAGGAAUGCAAGUUGCCUCCUACCCUCUCUUCUACGUCAGAUACCUCAGCAUGAUGGUCUCGACUUCGUGCAUACUAUACAACCUGUGUGUGAUUGCAGCCGUCAAUGCCCCAGUUAAGAAGCUCCUUCUGUUCGUCAAUGCAAGCAUGUGGGCUCUCUUUCUCUCAGGCGCUGUCAUCUUCUCACCUCUGAAAUGGCUGGCUGCCAUCGUUCUUCUAUCAUGGACGGUCUACCCGAUCUUCUGGCUGAUCAGCGACGGAACGAGGACUCUUCCAAGUGACGUCGUGAUCAUGGCGCAUGGAGCGGUGGAUAUUCUUGCGCUGUGUAUUUUUGGCCUGUUACUGUUGCGGAAUGUUCCCAGGUUGAGCACCCUUCUCCCCAAGGCAAGGCAGUGA